Messenger RNA from Sphaerulina musiva SO2202, 609 nucleotides. RefSeq lists its product as uncharacterized. The transcript has a single exon. The coding region runs from base 1 to 609 and encodes 202 amino acids. Gene Ontology annotation, cellular component: extracellular region. The record is from RefSeq and is a predicted model, not a curated record. Lineage: Eukaryota; Fungi; Ascomycota; Dothideomycetes; Mycosphaerellales; Mycosphaerellaceae.
AUGCGUUCCAUCUCCAACGCGCUGUGCGCGUUGCUCCCCUUUACAGCAACAGCCCUCGGAGCCGCCAUCGAGAAACGCCAGGGGGCCAACAUCGUCUACGGGCUGCAACAAGUGCAAGCGCAAAUCGGCGUCCUCAACCAAAUGCUCUACUACUUCGACGGAAACCCCGCCACCGGCGCCCUCGACGCCAUCAAAAUCCAAGACCAAACCGACAACGUCGGCGAAGCUGUCGAAUACACCACCCAAAUCGCCAACGCCUCCCCGACCCUGGACGAGGCCGACUCGCUCGCCGUCUCCACACAAGUCCUCUCCCUUCGCCCGGAUAUCAAGAAUCUCCUACUCAACAUUGCGGCGAAGAAACCGGAUUUUGAUGGCGUGAUUGUCGGCCUGUUUUCUGUGAGUAAGCAGGUCAAGGAGAGUUUGCAGGAUCAAAAGGCUCUUACGGUCGCCCUGGGUGACGCGAUUGCGAUGAAGUUGACGGGCGCUUUCAAGAAAGCUGCGCCGGAGAUUAAUGAUGAGUUUGCGAUGGAGUUUGAUGCUGCGAUUGCUGCAUAUGUGAACGAUGAGGGUAUUCCUGUUCCUUCGGAUCUCACGGAUUUGUUGGAGUAA